CUUUUCUCCUCUCUCUCUCUCGAUCCCUACCGCGAUGUUUGCCGAGGGCGGAGAGAGGGGCGUUCCGGGUGGCCGCCCCCUGGAUCUGAGUGCGGCGUCGAGGAUUUGGCCCAACUAUUUCCCGCAGGUGGAGUUCGCCUUGGAGGAUCGCAAGGUCAAGCUCGUCGCGUUGCUUGCUGAUUUCUUCUGCACACCCCAGGCCGAUCCUUUCCUUUCUCAGGUGCAAGAUGAUUGUGGCAACUUCUUUCUCCCCAUUGACAUGCAGCAUUUCCAGAAGGCAUGUGGAGUUGAUGAAUAUUAUGCCGUUUUGGAGGAAGCACCUAAGGAAGCUCUGUCAUGCAUGGGUGCUGCAGUUCACAUGGUUCUCUCAACAAAGAAGAUUAAUUAUCAUUUGGAGGACGCAGAGAAAAUAAACAUUAGGCUAUAUAACCACCCUGAUUCAAUGAUCACUUUAAAGAACUUGAAAGCUGCAUAUAUAGGGAAGCUAGUUUCAGUGCGUGGUUCUGUUGUCAAGGUCAGCACAACCAGACCUUUGGUUCUGCAGAUGGAAUUUGCAUGUGGAAAGUGUGGAACUGUUAUUGCGCGUGUAUUCCCUGAUGGAAAGUUUUCUCCUCCAGUAGCUUGCAGCAUCCAUGGAUGCAGGAGCAGAACUUUUAUGCCAAAUAGAUCUACUGCAAAACUGAUAGAUUUUCAGAAAAUAAGAGUCCAGGAACUUCUUAAAUCUGAAAAUCAUGAAGAGGGUCGGGUGCCUCGAACUGUUGAGUGUGAAUUGGCUGAGGAUCUUGUUGAUUCUUGCAUUCCUGGUGAUGUUAUAACAGUUACUGGAAUUAUAAAAGUAAUUAAUAAUUACAUGGACAUUGGAGGAGGAAGGUCCAAAAACAAGAAUCAGGGGCUGUAUUAUCUAUAUCUGGAAGCAGUUUCUGUUAGAAACUCAAAAUCUCAGAGUACUGAGGAUGUUCGUGUAACUAAUUCUGAAAGUGGAGCUUAUAUGCUGUUUGAUUUUUUUUCUUUUUCACCCAGAGAUCUUGAAUUUAUUGUGAAAUUCUCUGAGGAGCAUGGUUCUGACAUAUUCCGUCAGAUAGUUCAUUCUUUCUGCCCCUCUAUCUAUGGGCAUGAACUUGUGAAAGGUAUGCUUAUUUUCAUUGACGAUAUGUGCUGUUAUGCGGAAUUAUUCUAA
Messenger RNA from Musa acuminata AAA Group (dessert banana), 1177 nucleotides. Its product is annotated as probable DNA helicase MCM8. The record is from RefSeq and is a predicted model, not a curated record. The transcript is spliced from 6 exons. Bases 35 to 1177 code for a protein of 380 amino acids. Gene Ontology annotation, molecular function: ATP binding; single-stranded DNA binding; single-stranded DNA helicase activity. Gene Ontology annotation, cellular component: MCM complex; nucleus. NCBI's taxonomy places the organism in Eukaryota, Viridiplantae, Streptophyta, Magnoliopsida, Zingiberales, Musaceae.